AUGUCGACGCGAGCAGCUUUCCGCCGCAUUGCCCCUGCUCUCGCGCGCUCCCGUACAACACCCGCAGUCGCAGCUCGUCGCGCUGCCCUUGCACGCGGAUAUGCAACCCAGAGCGAACACACCGUUACUGUCCGUGAAGCUCUCAACUCCGCAUUAGAGGAGGAGAUGAUACGGGACGACAAGGUGUUUAUCAUUGGUGAAGAGGUUGCUCGGUACAAUGGUGCAUACAAGGUCACCAAGGGUCUCAUGGACAAGUUUGGUGAGAAGCGUGUCGUGGAUACCCCCAUUACGGAGAUGGGUUUCGCUGGUAUCGCAACUGGUGCCGCGUUUGCUGGUCUGCGGCCAGUCUGCGAGUUCAUGACGUUCAACUUUGCGAUGCAAGCCAUCGACCAGAUCAUCAACUCAGCCGCAAAAACACACUACAUGUCCGGCGGAGGUGUUUGCUGUCCCAUUGUCUUCCGUGGUCCCAACGGUGCCGCUGCUGGUGUCGCAGCACAGCAUUCACAAGAUUACGCGGCCUGGUACGGUUCCAUCCCGGGACUGAAGGUCGUCAGCCCGUGGAGUGCAGAGGAUUGCAAGGGUCUGCUCAAGGCUGCUAUCAGGGAUCCCAACCCGGUUGUGUUCCUUGAGAAUGAGAUGAUGUACGGUGUCAGCUUCCCGAUGCCUUCGGAAGCGAUGUCAGACAACUUCCUGCUCCCCAUUGGCAAGGCGAAGAUAGAGCGAGAAGGCAGCGAUGUCACCAUUGUCGCACAUAGUUUAGCAGUGACACACAGUAUGAACGCAGCUGACAUGCUUGCGAAGGAAGGUAUCAAGGCAGAGGUCAUUAACCUGCGCAGCAUCCGCCCGCUCGACAUUGAGACUAUCAAGAAGUCAAUAAAGAAGACGAACAGACUCGUUGUUGUCGAGGGCGGUUUCCCCGGCUUUGGCGUAGGUAGCGAGAUCUGCGCUCAAGUGAUCGAGAGCGAGGCCUUUGACUAUCUUGAUGCGCCGGUCGAGCGUGUUACUGGUGCUGACGUUCCUACGCCGUAUGCCGUGAACUUGGAGGCGCUCGCUUUCCCUGCGGCUGAUGUUGUCGCCAAAGUGGCGAAGCGCGCACUCUACAGGACUAACUGA
Fibroporia radiculosa is the source of this 1113-nucleotide messenger RNA. RefSeq lists its product as uncharacterized. Lineage: Eukaryota; Fungi; Basidiomycota; Agaricomycetes; Polyporales; Fibroporiaceae. The coding region runs from base 1 to 1113 and encodes 370 amino acids. The transcript is spliced from 7 exons. Gene Ontology annotation, biological process: pyruvate decarboxylation to acetyl-CoA. The record is from RefSeq and is a predicted model, not a curated record. Gene Ontology annotation, molecular function: pyruvate dehydrogenase (acetyl-transferring) activity.